ACACUUAAUUCUAUCGAUUUAGUGUUAUCAGUAACUGUACAUAUCCGGUAUUAUUUGUUGAUAAAAACGUGAACUAUACGUAUACACAACUUAUAAAGACUGCUUGAUUAUGCGUUGUUUUAGUCAAAAUUAUCAAAGAGUUUUAUGUACCUUCACCAUCUUUUGUCCAGCAGCAAUCACCUUUAUGGCAUUUAACUAUUUUUAUAAGUCUAACAGCUAUGCACUUACAUAUAACAGCAAGAUGUUAUCCGGAAAUGUGAGUAAUCGAUAUUUAUGUCCUUACUUCAGAGGUGGCCUAGGAAACCACAUGUUUAUGUAUUCGUCGCUAUAUGGAAUUGCAAAGAUAAAAAAUAUGACAUUAGUGAUAGACGAACAAGACACUAUUAAUAGUGUAUUUAAGUUAAACGUACUCAAAUUAAAAAAUGUGAAGUAUAUAUGUGAACAAGCUGUUCUAGUAAAUGAAAAAAGACCAUGUGCAUAUGAUCUUGAAACGUUCAACUUUGACCCAUCAACGCCAGUAAAAUUAAAAGGAUAUUUACAAUCGUGGAAAUAUUUCAAACAUGUUGAAAAAGAAUUAAGGAAACAAUUUGUAUUUAAGGAGGAGGUAAAACAAAAAGCUAAGGACGUUAUUGAAAAAUAUACUAAAGAGUUUACCAGAAAUAAAACUAAUUCCGAAAAUUUGAAAAUAAUAGGCGUUCAUAUUCGCCGUGGAGACUAUCUCACAACCCAUAGUAUUAAAUAUGGAUAUAAUGUGGCUUCCAAAGUAUAUCUUCAAAAGGCAUUUGAUCAUUUUAGAUUGAAAUAUAAAAAUUGCCUUUUUCUUGUUUUUACUGGAACAAACAAAGAAGACAUUAAAUGGAGGGACGAAAAUGUUCAUGGCAAGGAUGUGUUGAAGGUAGCAGCCAAUGAUCGUAAUGUUGACAUGUGCGCUUUGACUAAAUGUGAUCAUACAAUAAUAACUGUAGGUUCGUUUGGAUGGUGGGCAGCAUGGUUAUCCACUGGUACAACCAUUUAUUUUAAGGAUAUUGCACAGAAAAACAGUUCGCUUCGAAAAGACUUCAGUGCAGACAUGACAGAUUUCUUUCCCGAUGACUGGAUUGGUUUAUAGUUUAUUUCGAACGGAAUAUUGUCUCUAUACCUUUCAAGACCGUUCAAAAAGGCAUAAAAGUUAGUUCAUUGGUGAAGCAAUACAUACGUCAGAAACUUCUAUUCUUAACCCCCAAUGUAAUGAUGGAUGUAUUGAAAAUUUCAAAAAAAAAAUAUACGUUUAGAUAUUUUGUCUUGUAGGGGGACAGUAGUAACACUGGCGAAUAACGGACACAUAUAUAUGUGACACACUGGUAGAUCGAACUCGAACCUCUACCACGUGAUUUACAAUUUUGUACUUUAUUAUCACAGACGAUAAUAAAAACAUAUUGAGUGAAAGUAUAUACAGACAAACAGCUUUCAAUUUUACUCACCAAAUUAGUCAUCCAUGAACUUAUAGAUGUUGCAUCACCAACUUGUGAUACCGAUUUAUGGGCGCACGACACAAGCCUCUUCCAAACAUAACAUGUUGUGGAUGCUAAGUACAUAAAACGUUUCUCUUCUCAAAAACUGCAGUCAACGGACACCUAAUAAACUGAAUUCUAGUAUUAAAAUCAAAUGAACAAAUGUCGAUUGGCAAUCAUAUCACAUCUCUUUAUCUUUACAUAUGUGAAAUGUUUACAGUAUGAAUAAAGAAGCGCAUAUAAAA
Molecule: messenger RNA, 1735 nt
Organism: Mytilus californianus (California mussel)
Lineage: Eukaryota; Metazoa; Mollusca; Bivalvia; Mytilida; Mytilidae
Product: galactoside 2-alpha-L-fucosyltransferase SEC1-like
Exons: 3
Coding region: 110-1108 (332 amino acids)
Biological process (GO): carbohydrate metabolic process
Cellular component (GO): membrane
Molecular function (GO): galactoside 2-alpha-L-fucosyltransferase activity
Source: RefSeq, a predicted model, not a curated record